AUGCCAAAAACCAAAACCCCAUUACCACCGAGCUUGCGCCCGAGCGGAAUAAAAAAUCAGGACGGCUCUUUGGUGGAGUACCAAGGAUUCAACUCGGAAACUGGCAGAGCCAUUCAAGAGUUGGCCAGAACCUUGACCAAUGAUUCUUUAAUUUCCAACGCUACUGACACCGCCGAUGUCGAAACGGCCACCGGGUUGCACAAGUACUUGACCCAUAUGUCGCAAGUGCCAGGGAUAAACCCAUACACAGACGACCCAGAAAUCACCCAAUUAGACCCUAAUUCAGACGACUUCAAUGCUAAAUUCUGGGUCAAGAAUUUGAGAAAAUUAUACGAAUCGGAACCAGACUACUACAAGCCCUCUACCUUGGGGAUCGCCUAUCGUGAUUUGCGUGCUUAUGGUGUUGCUAACGACUCCGACUACCAACCCACCGUCACCAAUGCCAUGUGGAAGAUGGCUGUUGAAGGGUUCAGAUAUCUUAGACCAGACGAUGAGUCCAGAUACUUUGACAUUUUGAAGCCUAUGGAUGCUCUCAUGAAACCAGGAGAAGUCACUGUCGUGUUGGGUAGACCUGGUGCUGGUUGUUCCACCUUGUUAAAGACUAUCGCUGCUAGCACCUAUGGUUUCCAUGUUGACAAGAACUCGAAAAUCUCAUACGACGGGUUGUCGCAAGAUGAUAUCAAGCAUAACUUUAGAGGUGACGUUAUCUACUCGGCUGAAACCGAUGUUCAUUUCCCCCACUUGUCAGUCGGUGACACUUUGGAGUUUGCUGCUAGAAUGAGAACUCCACAAAACAGAGGUUUGGACGUGGAUAGAGAAACCUACGCCAAGCAUAUGGCCAGUGUUUACAUGGCCACCUAUGGGUUGUCCCAUACCAGACAUACCAAUGUUGGUAACGAUUUCGUCCGUGGUGUUUCCGGUGGUGAACGUAAGAGAGUUUCUAUCGCUGAAGCUUCUUUGAGUGGUGCUAAUAUUCAAUGUUGGGAUAAUGCCACUAGAGGGUUGGAUGCUGCUACCGCCUUGGAGUUCAUCCGUGCAUUAAAGACUUCUGCUACCGUGUUGGAAGCCACUCCCUUGAUCGCCAUUUACCAAUGUUCUCAAGACGCCUAUGACUUGUUUGACAAUGUCGUUGUCUUGUAUGAAGGUCAUCAAAUAUAUUUCGGUAAAGCCGACAAGGCCAAAGACUAUUUUGUGAGAAUGGGAUGGCACUGUCCUCAACGUCAAACCACCGCCGAUUUCUUGACUUCCUUGACCAACCCUGCUGAAAGAGAACCAGUGUAUGGCUACGAACACAAGGUUCCAAAGACCCCAGCUGAAUUUGAAGCCUACUGGAAACAAUCUCCCGAAUAUACCCAAUUAAUCUAUGACAUUGACCAGUAUUUCGUUGCCUCAGAACAACAAAACACCAAGCAAAUCUACCAUGAUUCCCAUGUCGCCAGACAAUCCAACCACACCAACCCAAAGACUUCCUACACCGUGUCAUUCCCCAUGCAAGUCAGAUACAUUAUUCAUAGAAACUUUCUCAGAAUGAAAGGUGACCCAUCGAUCCCCUUGGUUAGUAUCUUUGGUAACGUGGUGAUGGCGUUGGUGUUAUCGUCAGUUUUCUUCAAUUUGGACCAGACGACUGGUUCCUUCUACUACCGUGGUGCCUCCAUGUUCUUUGCUGUUUUGUAUAAUGCCUUUUCGUGUAUUUUAGAAAUUAUGAGUCUUUUCGAAGCUAGACCUAUUGUCGAGAAGCACAAAAAGUAUGCCCUUUAUCGACCAUCGGCAGACGCUUUGGCGGGUAUUAUCAGUGAAUUGCCAGUCAAGUUGUGUAUUUCCAUUGCAUUCAAUUUUGUUUUCUACUUUAUGGUUAAUUACAGAAGAACCCCAGGAAGAUUCUUCUUCUAUUGGUUGAUCAACAUCUGGGCUACUUUAGUUAUGUCGCACUUGUUUAGAUCUUUGGGUGCCAUCUUCACCACCAUUGCUGGUGCCAUGACCCCAGCUGCUGUGUUCUUAUUGGCUAUGGUUAUUUAUACUGGGUUUGUCAUUCCUGCUCCGCUGAUGUUGGGAUGGUCCAAGUGGAUCAGAUACAUUAAUCCUGUCAGUUAUGCUUUUGAAUCGCUUAUGGUUAACGAAUUCCACGAUCGUGAAUUCACCUGUGCCACUUUUGUCCCUACUGGUCCAGGGUUUGAAAACGUUGCUGAUGCCAACCGUGUUUGUUCUACUGUUGGUGCCGUACCAGGUAAUAAUAUUGUGAACGGUUCCAAUUAUUUGAGAUUGGCCUAUGCUUACGACAAUGCCCACAAGUGGAGAAACCUCGGUAUUCUUAUCUUGUUUGCCGUUGCCUUUUUGAUUAUUUACAUCAUGUUGACUGAGUUCAACAAGGGUGCUAUGCAAAAGGGGGAAAUUGUCUUGUUCCUUAGAUCUUCGUUGAAGAACCACAGACGUAAGAAUAAGGAGGAUGCCGAAAGUGGGAAGUUGGAAAAGGUCAGUUAUGGGGACGCUACUGAAGCCAUCAAGGCUGGUGACAACACCAGUGAAACCAGUGAUGACAAUGAAUUGCCAAGUAGCCAGGAAAUCUUCCAUUGGAGAGACCUUACUUAUCAAGUUAAGAUUAAGAAAGAAGACAGAGUCAUUUUAGAUCAUGUUGAUGGAUGGGUUAAACCAGGUCAAAUUACCGCUUUGAUGGGUGCUUCUGGUGCUGGUAAGACUACUUUGUUGAAUUGUUUGUCGGAAAGACUUACUGUUGGUGUUAUUACCGAUGGUGUUAGAAUGGUUAAUGGACAUUCCCUUGACUCCUCAUUCCAAAGAUCUAUUGGGUAUGUUCAACAACAAGAUUUGCAUUUGCCAGCAUCUACUGUUAGAGAAGCCUUGAGAUUUUCAGCCUCGUUGAGACAAUCUGAUUCAGUUCCAUCCAAGGAAAAAGACCGUUAUGUGGAUUACAUUAUUGACUUGUUGGAAAUGACUGAUUAUGCUGACGCUUUAGUUGGUGUUGCAGGUGAAGGAUUGAAUGUGGAACAAAGAAAGAGAUUGACUAUUGGUGUUGAAUUGGUUGCUAAGCCAAAGUUGUUGCUUUUCCUUGAUGAACCUACUUCAGGUUUGGAUUCCCAAACCGCAUGGUCUAUUUGUAAGUUGAUGAGAAAGUUGGCUGAUCACGGUCAAGCUAUCUUGUGUACCAUCCAUCAACCUUCAGCUUUGUUGAUGAAGGAAUUUGACAGAUUGUUGUUUUUACAAAAAGGUGGUCAAACUGUUUACUUUGGUGAUUUAGGUAAGAACUGUUCCUCUUUGAUUCAGUACUUUGAAAAGUAUGGUGCUGAUCCAUGUCCUGAGGAGGCCAACCCUGCUGAAUGGAUGUUGCAUGUUGUGGGUGCUGCUCCUGGUUCCCAUGCCAAGCAAGACUAUUUCCAAGUGUGGAGAAACUCGAGUGAAUUCCAAGAUGUUCAAGCUGAAUUGGAUACCAUGGAAAGAGAAUUGGUUAAGAUUCCUCGAAUUGACGAUCCUGAAGACCAUUUGACUUAUGCUGCUCCUCUUUGGAAACAAUACUUGAUUGUUACUCACCGUGUUAUUGUUCAUCACUGGAGAUCUCCUGGUUAUAUCUACUCCAAGACAUUCUUGGCCGUUGCCACUGCUUUAUUCAGUGGGUUCUCGUUCUUCAAGGCCAAUAACUCGUUGCAAGGCUUACAGAAUCAAAUGUUUGCUAUUUUCUUGUACUUUAUGCCAUUCAACACAUUACUUCAACAAAUGUUGCCUUAUUUUGUCAAGAAUCGUGAUGUUUACGAAGUGAGAGAAGCUCCUUCGAGAACCUUCAGUUGGUUUGCCUUCAUUGCUGGUCAAAUCACCGCUGAAAUUCCCUACAUGGCCGUUGUUGGUACUUUGUCGUUCUUGUCUUGGUACUACCCUGUUGGUCUUUACCGUAAUGCCAUCCCUACCAAUGCUGUGAACUCUCGUGGUGCCUUGAUGUGGUUGUUGCUUAGUUCUUUCUACGUUUACACCUCCACCAUGGGUCAGUUGGUGAUGUCGUUUAUGGAUUUACCUGAUAAUGCGGCUAAUAUCGCUGUGCUUUUGUUCACUAUGUGUUUGAACUUCUGUGGUGUUUUGGCCGGGCCUGAUACUUUACCUGGUUUCUGGAUCUUCAUGUACAGAUGUAACCCAAUGACUUAUCUUAUCCAAGCUAUUAUGUCCACUGGGUUAGCCAAUACCAAUGUCAUAUGUGCACCAGAUGAGUUGUUGACUAUCAAUCCACCAAGUGGCCAAACAUGUGAUCUGUUCCUUGAUCCAUAUAUUAAAUUUGCUGGUGGGUACGUUCGUACCAAUAGCAUGGGACAAUGUGAGUUCUGUCAAAUGGACUCCACCAAUCAAUUCUUGGCCAGUGUCAAUUCCAUAUUCAGUGAAAGAUGGAGAAACUGGGGGAUCUUUUUGGCGUUUAUUGCCAUUAAUAUCAUCUUGACUGUGCUCUUCUUCUGGUUGGCCAGAGUGCCCAAGAGAAGUCGUGAAAGAAAGCAUAAGAAGGAUUAGUUUGUAUAGAUAUAGUUUAUAGAGAUAAUAUAAUUGUUGCAUUGA
Molecule: messenger RNA, 4542 nt
Organism: Spathaspora passalidarum NRRL Y-27907
Lineage: Eukaryota; Fungi; Ascomycota; Pichiomycetes; Serinales; Debaryomycetaceae
Product: pleiotropic drug resistance family ABC transporter
Exons: 2
Coding region: 1-4497 (1498 amino acids)
Biological process (GO): xenobiotic detoxification by transmembrane export across the plasma membrane
Cellular component (GO): membrane
Molecular function (GO): ATP hydrolysis activity; ABC-type transporter activity; ATP binding
Source: RefSeq, a predicted model, not a curated record